CCAGAUUCGUCUCCCAAGCAAAUCUCCAGAAAGGCUUCAAAAUGCCUCCUUCACCACAAACAGUGCGUUCCUGUCCACCACUUCUUCAACCCUUGUCUCCAUUCCUCCACCCGACGAACCCACAAAUGGAACCCCGCAUCGCAUUGUCGCAUUGCAUUGCAUCGCAUUCCCCAAACCCAACCCAACCCAACCCACUCCAACCUCCCCAAAAUCCCCAAGCUAACAAAACCAAAAAAAUACCCUACUUGUAGACAAAACUAACCAGCACCCUCCACCUCCUCAUCCCGCGCCUCCGACUCCUCCAAAAAAAGGACACCGCCAGCAGCGUGAUCCAGCGCCGCGACCUGUCCGCUUUACUGGCGGAAGGGCGCGACACCAGCGCCCGCAUCCGCGUCGAGAAUGUCAUCGCCACCGACAUCGCCGUCGAGGUCAUGGAGAUGGUCGAGCUGUACUGCGAGCUCUUACUGGCGCGGGCGAAUGUGUUGGACCAGGCGGCAUUUGGGGAGAAGGGGGUGCAAGCUCGGAAUCGCGCUAAAGUUGUAGCCGCUGCUACUGCUGCUGCUGGGGGGGCAAAUAAGCAUUCGGUGCAG
Messenger RNA from Aspergillus saccharolyticus JOP 1030-1, 590 nucleotides. RefSeq lists its product as uncharacterized. The transcript has a single exon. The record is from RefSeq and is a predicted model, not a curated record. The coding region runs from base 42 to 251 and encodes 69 amino acids. NCBI's taxonomy places the organism in Eukaryota, Fungi, Ascomycota, Eurotiomycetes, Eurotiales, Aspergillaceae.